Molecule: messenger RNA, 2300 nt
Organism: Pezoporus flaviventris
Lineage: Eukaryota; Metazoa; Chordata; Aves; Psittaciformes; Psittacidae
Gene: KCTD12
Product: potassium channel tetramerization domain containing 12
Exons: 1
Coding region: 301-1302 (333 amino acids)
Biological process (GO): protein homooligomerization; regulation of G protein-coupled receptor signaling pathway
Cellular component (GO): presynaptic membrane; postsynaptic membrane
Molecular function (GO): protein binding
Source: RefSeq, a predicted model, not a curated record
CCGCCUCCCGCGAGGUGCGGCCGCGCUACAUAAGCUCGGCCCCGCCGCCGCCGCCGGGGCUUUCUGCACGCAGCCCGAGGGAGGCGCUUGGCCGGUAUCGGGCAGAAGAGCGGCUGCGGGGAGAGGGUUGGCGGCGGCCGCGCGGCUCCGGGGACAGACGGGGCGGGAGGCUCCGGCGGGCAGCGGCGGAGGGUUGCGAGGUCCCUCGCGGACGGCGGCGGCCCCGCCGGAGCCCAGGCGGCCAGAGGAGGAGGAGGAGAAAGGGCGGCGGCUCUACGCCGGCGGCGGACUCGCUCCGGUAUGGCCCUGGCGGACAGCGCACGCGGGCUGCCCAACGGCGGCGGCGUGUCGCCGGCGGCAGGGAGCGGGACGGCUGGUAGCGGGCCUGCGGCGGCGGGCGGCUGGUCGUCCUUCCCCGAGAUCGUGGAGCUGAACGUGGGAGGGCAGGUGUACGUGACGCGGCGCUGCACCGUGGUCUCGGUGCGAGACUCGCUGCUCUGGCGCAUGUUCUCGCAGCAGCAGCCCAGCGAGCUGCCCCGGGACAGCAAGGGCCGCUUCUUCCUUGACCGCGACGGCUUCCUCUUUCGGUACAUCCUGGACUACUUGCGGGACCUGCAGCUAGUGCUGCCCGAGCACUUCCCCGAGCGCAGCCGCCUCCAGCGGGAGGCCGAGUACUUCCAGCUGCCGGACCUGGCCCGUCGCCUGGCGCAGGCUCGGGCCGCCGCCGCUCGCCCCGCCGCACUGCACCGCGACGGCUCGCUCUGCGCUGAAGAGCAGCCGCCGCAGCCGCUUCUCGGCUGUCUGGAGGCCGAGCCGCUGGAAGGAGGCGGCGGUGGCGGUGCCUCGGCGUCCGCCCCGUCUCCCACCGCCAGCCGCAGCCCCUCGGGCGGACCGCUGCUCACGCCCUCGCAGUCGCUGGACGGGGCGGGUGGACGGCGCUCGGGCUACAUCACCAUCGGCUACCGGGGGUCCUACACCAUAGGGCGGGAGGCGCAGGCAGACGCAAAGUUCCGACGGGUAGCCCGCAUCACAGUCUGCGGCAAGACGGCGCUGGCCAAGGAGGUCUUCGGAGAGACGCUGAAUGAGAGUCGCGACCCCGACCGCCCUCCUGAGCGCUACACUGCCCGCUACUACCUCAAGUUCAACUUCCUCGAGCAAGCCUUCGACCGUCUCUCCGAGGCCGGUUUCCGCAUGGCCGCUUGCUCCUCCACCGGCACCUGCGCCUUUGGCCCUGAGCAGGGCGGCCCUGCCGAGGAUAAGAUCUGGACCAGCUACACUGAGUAUGUCUUCUGCCGGGACUGAGCAUUUGCCCAGCCCGUGGCGGGGGGAUGAGGCGGUGGCCCCUGCAUACCCUCACACUCAUGGUCCCCUCCCGUCAUGGAGGAAGGAGGACGUGGAGGGGGGUAGUGUCCCCCUGCACUUUCUUCACCCCGGUGCAUGCGUCCAUGCACAAGUGCAGGUCAGCCUCCAGCACAGCCCCCAUCACUCCUACACGCAGCUCCUGAUGGCCGCAGGGACAGGAGGUCAUCAUGUUUCGUUUGGCCACCAUGUCCCUUUUUGUCUACCGUGUCCCUGCUCAACCUCUGUAUGCCAGCUCAUCCUGUCAUCUUCCCUCCAAUGCCUCCCAGUAGCUGUGUUGGUAGUGAGGAAGGAGAGGUAUUGGGAGUACACAAAUACUUGUCCCAGGAAAGUGUGCGUGUGUCCAGCCCCUGCCCCUGUCUGCACACAGAAGCUGAGGGAUACCUCUGUCAGGGUGGAGUGUUUUAAAACCCACCCAUUUAGGGGCUGAGGAACCUUCCAGUUGCUUUUCAGCAAUUUCUGUUGAAGGUAGCAUGACAAAUGGCUGUUUUUUUCUCAUCCCCAUGUCCUUAAGUGGGAUUUCACCUUUGUGGGUGGACCCACAGUGGUCCAUUUUAUCCUCUCACCCCAUCAAAAUGAUGCCUGUCUCUGAAGGACUGUCACAUUCAAGUGAUACCUGCCAGUGAGGGGUUGGCACUCCUGCUCAGACUUCAUCUAUAGAGAUGAGCAAUUCUGCAGGAGGCACAUGCAUGUGGCCCUUCAGGACUGGUUGCAUCCACCUCCCCUGCCUGCUCCCUAUCUUUUCGAACUCCCCUCUCCAUGUUCUUAAAUUGGACUGGGGCUUGCAUAAGCAGGUUCAUAAGGCUGAUAUGAAAGGCCAAGUUCUCUGGAUAAUCAACCAUUUGAACUAUAAUGUGUCCUCAGAGACACAUGUAUAUUUCCUUGAGAGGUAAAACAACGAUGCUUUGAAAAAUUAGAGUGCUUGUGAAUCGUAAUUUUCA